Molecule: messenger RNA, 576 nt
Organism: Lynx canadensis (Canada lynx)
Lineage: Eukaryota; Metazoa; Chordata; Mammalia; Carnivora; Felidae
Product: cytochrome c
Exons: 2
Coding region: 66-383 (105 amino acids)
Biological process (GO): mitochondrial electron transport, ubiquinol to cytochrome c; mitochondrial electron transport, cytochrome c to oxygen
Cellular component (GO): mitochondrial intermembrane space
Molecular function (GO): heme binding; electron transfer activity
Source: RefSeq, a predicted model, not a curated record
GAGCUGGACGUCCGGCUUGAGAGCGGGCACUUUCUUUUCGCGCGCAACCAAAGAACGAUUUAAAAAUGGGUGAUGUUGAGAAGGGCAAGAAGAUUUUUGUUCAGAAGUGUGCCCAGUGCCAUACUGUGGAAAAGGGAGGCAAGCACAAGACUGGGCCAAAUCUCCACGGUUUAUUUGGGCGAAAGACAGGCCAAGCCCCUGGGUUUUCUUACACGGAUGCCAACAAGAACAAAGGCAUCACCUGGGGAGAGGAGACACUGAUGGAGUAUUUGGAGAAUCCCAAGAAGUACAUCCCUGGAACAAAAAUGAUCUUCGCUGGCAUUAAGAAGCCAGGGGAAAGAGCAGACUUGAUAGCUUAUCUCAAAAAAGCUACUAUGGAGUAAUAGUUGGCUGUUGCCUUAUUUAUUACAAAACAAAAAUGUCUCAUGACUUUUUUUAUGUGUACCAUAUUUAAAUUGAUCACAUACACCAGAAUUCAGAUCAUGAAUGGCUGAUAGAAUAUUUCUUUUGGACAGUCCUGAUUUAAAUAAGAUUGGCUUGUGGUUAAAUGAAUAUGAUUCACUUUUUGACCUUUGA